Rhododendron vialii is the source of this 787-nucleotide messenger RNA. Its product is annotated as RING-H2 finger protein ATL8-like. The coding region runs from base 64 to 633 and encodes 189 amino acids. The transcript has 2 exons. The record is from RefSeq and is a predicted model, not a curated record. NCBI's taxonomy places the organism in Eukaryota, Viridiplantae, Streptophyta, Magnoliopsida, Ericales, Ericaceae.
UUGGGCGCAACAGUGAACAGGUUUCGUAUAAAACCACCAAAGUUUACUGCAACUUGUUCAUGAAUGAAGUUGGAAAACUCCCUCCACUCUCUCCCACUCCACAUGAAUCUGCGUACACUAAGAAUUCUCGGCGACGUCAACUCGUCGACGACGGAGCAAGUUAACUACAAUGUCAAUUCAGACCUCGUGCUCAUCCUCGCUGCCCUACUUUGCGCCCUACUCUGCGUCCUAGGCCUUGUCGCCGUAGCUCGCUGCGCCUGGACGCGACGAAUCUCAGCCUCUCCGCCACCGCAACAAAACAAAGGCCUCAACAAGGAAGUCCUCAAGUCGCUUCCCAAACUAGCCUACACGGCCGACGACGAGGCCGGAAAGUUGUCCGAUUGCGCCAUUUGCUUGACGGAAUUCGCCGUCGGAGAUGAAAUCCGGGUGUUGCCGAAUUGCGGCCACGGAUUCCACGUCGGAUGCAUCGACACGUGGCUCGGGUCUCAUUCCUCGUGCCCGUCGUGUCGUCAGUUUCUGGUGGCCGCCCCGCGAUGCCACAACUGUGGUGGUUCGGUCGCCGGAGCUGAGACGCCGGCGGCGGCCAGAUUAGGACAACGUAUAGAAGAUAGUGUGAUUAGGUUCUUGCCCUAGCUAAUUUAGUGAUUAUUACUUGUGGUUUCACUGUUGUAUUAGUAUUAGGGUUCACUAAGUAGAAUGAGUGUUGUGUGAUCUGAAUUGUGUAAUUUAUAAACUGUUAUUUGCAGCAUGUGAAAUUGAAGUUCGCUGUUGUUGUUCAUUCCUUCAA